Messenger RNA from Dufourea novaeangliae, 2122 nucleotides. RefSeq names its product RNA-binding protein 4-like. Gene Ontology annotation, molecular function: mRNA binding. The coding region runs from base 221 to 1342 and encodes 373 amino acids. The transcript is spliced from 8 exons. The record is from RefSeq and is a predicted model, not a curated record. Gene Ontology annotation, cellular component: nucleus; cytoplasm; cytosol. Lineage: Eukaryota; Metazoa; Arthropoda; Insecta; Hymenoptera; Halictidae.
GCCAAGGGCCGGUUGUUUUUAGACUUAUCUUUUGCGUUUAUACUCUACGCACGGUAUCGUUCUUUCGAAAUUUAGCUUUUCUAAUUGCUCAGAGUCUUGCAAUAAUAAUUACUGUAUUUACUUGAAUAAAAGGAAAUUGUUUUUUUAUUUGAUUGAUUGAAAAUUUGAUAACUUUCGUGGCCUUGAAAAAUAUACAAGCGUCUUCUACGUUUCCCGGAACAUGGACUCCCAACAGAAAAUGGUUUCAUCUAAUCAACCGAGGAAAACAAAAAUAUUUGUGGGUCGGUUACCAGAGAAUUGUCGCAACGAUGAGUUGCGACAAUUAUUUUUACGUUUUGGCGAGGUAACGGAAUGCGAUGUCAUGAAUCGGUAUGGGUUUGUCCACAUGGCACGAGAGGAAGACGCAGCUGCAGCGAUCAAAGCUCUUCACAAUUCCAACUUCAAAGGGGCGACGAUCAAUGUGGAACAGUCGACCGGCAAGUCACGCAGUGGAGGAGGAGGACGCAGGGAUGGAGAUAGAAGAACUGGACCAAUGAGAGGUGGUAGAGGAGGACGAGACGGUGGUAGAGACGCUCGUCCGGGACCAUACAAUGAUAGAAGAGGUGGCGUCGCAACGGGGUACACCGAUUACAAUCGUGGCGCUGGAGACUUUAGUGGACGUGGAGCAGACUUUGGUACUGGAUACACCGAUCGUGGAGCAUAUGGGCAAAACGUGGGAAGCGCGGCAAUGGGUUACACAUCUACAGCACCUGGAAUGGGAGGAGGAUAUGGACCAGCGACUGGAGCCGUCGGAGGAUAUGGACCAACAGCCACAGCCGAUUACGGUCGAACAGCAGACUAUAGCCGUGCCGCAGACUUUGGAGCAAGAACCGAUUAUGGGAAUCCUUGUGUAGUCGGAGGUGGAAUGACUGGAGAUUUUAAUCGCGGUGCACCUGGUCCUAUGGAUUACGGACGUACUGAUAAUUUCGGUGCAAACCGUACGGUUGAUUAUACAGCUAGAAAUGAUUAUGAUCGAACUGCAACUGGACCUAUGAGAAACGGUGGUGGCGCUGUAGCCACUACUGGAUAUGGAACAGGGUACACAGAUGUAGGAUAUGAUGAAAGCCACUGGCCAAUGAGUACUGGACCUAGCUACAGCACUGGGGCACCUAGUUACAGCACUGGUCCUGGACCACAAGCAGAUAUGUUUAGUAGAAGACCUGGCAGUGCCGUCCCCAGUGGUGGAUAUCCGCCUGUUGGUGGAGGUUAUACCGAGGGAUACGACAGACCAGAUGCAUAUGGUCCUCCGCGCGGUGGUGGACGCUUCCCAGGUCCGGCAGACGCGAUGCCACCGAGGUACUAAAAGCGUACUAAAGCAAAUACUAAAGCGUAUGCGAAAGGCUCCCUUAAAAAAAAUGCCUGUUUAGUGGUGGUCGUUCGCUUAAGGAAUCGAAUACCUAGGAACUGCCCUGCGUCCGACAUACAGAGUCCAUACCAUUACAUACGAUACUAUGUAUAAUGAUAGAUACACGAUAGAAUCUAAUGUUUAAAUGCUAACUUAAGGUACGGUAAGAAUGAGAAGUAUCAAUGAGUAUCAUAAUCAAUAAUUGAAACGCAAGCUAAGAUCCUUCGAAGAGCAAGAAGAUGAUCGAAAAUCGAAAUUGAGAUAAAGAAUUUGUAACAUGGUAUCAUACAAGGAGUUUUCUGUGUCGUUCAUUUUCUUUUUCCAGCAAGGAUAGUGGGUAUUCCUUUUGUGCGAUUUGUGUUCGUAAUUCUUUCUCUGAUAUUUCCUAUGUUUUUUCUCUCUCUCUCUCUUUUUUUCUUUUUCGUAGUGGUACACAACCCAGCUUGAUACGGUGUGGGUUGAAUUAUUAUCAAUUUUUAUCUAUCUUAAGUCACAUGAUAAUUACACACAUUCUAGUAUAGAUGAUUUUUUCGUUAUAAGUUUAUAAUAUUUAGAUCAACAACAAUGGUGACUUAGGCUACUAAGCAAAGAAAAUAAAACAUGCUGUAUAAUCUUUUUUUACACGUAAGAACUUGGAUAAUGUUUUAAAUGUUCAUUAAUAAAGCAACAAAACGUGUUUGCUGAAGUUAUCAAUGUACCUUGACGGAAUGAGAAAUAAAACUGAAACGAAUACAUCAU